Messenger RNA from Amphibalanus amphitrite, 888 nucleotides. RefSeq names its product carbonic anhydrase 9-like. The coding region runs from base 1 to 888 and encodes 295 amino acids. The transcript has a single exon. Gene Ontology annotation, molecular function: carbonate dehydratase activity; zinc ion binding. NCBI's taxonomy places the organism in Eukaryota, Metazoa, Arthropoda, Thecostraca, Balanomorpha, Balanidae. The record is from RefSeq and is a predicted model, not a curated record.
AUGCUACCGUGGUGGAUAGUGCUAUCUCUCCUCAGAACUCAGUCCAAUGACGCACCAGUGGAUACAUGGGAUUAUACGGAUACAGAGGCGUGGGGUCACCGGUACCCCCUCUGCAGCGGACCUCUUCAGUCUCCGAUCGCGCUCAGAAAGGACGAGGCGUCCACAGCGGCUCCUCCGAGGGUAGUGGCCACAGCAGCAGCCGUCGAGUGGGAGGUCGAGGUGAGGAACACCGGCAGGACCAUCGUCAUGAACAUGACGUACGACCCGAGGAGUCGGGAGACACCUCGUCAGGCUCCUAUCCAGCUGGUGUCGCAACAAGAGCCGCUGUUUGGUACCUUCGACCUUGGCGAGGUACACUUCCACUUCGGGAACGUCUCUGGAAACCCGGGCUCCGUUCAUGCCAUCGGAGAUCGCUUCUUCGACGCUGAAGUUCACUUCGUCUUCUUCGACAACAGUUUCGAGAGCAACGAUCUGGCCGCGCGUGUGCCGGGAGGGUGUGUGGUCAUCGCCAUACCCCUAAACCGCGAGGGAAGGUACCAGCGGAGACAGCUGCCAUUCCCCACCCUAGGCCUCGAGCGUCGCAUCGAGGCGGUCUCCGCUAGAGGAGACUACUUCACCUACGACGUCAACCUCACCAACAUGAGGGAGAUGCUCAGCGUGGCGCUUAGACGCGUCUACAUGUACUCGGGAAGUCUCACGACUCCGCCGUGUAACCCAGUCGUGAUUUGGUUCGUGACGGCCAUUGAGACGUCUGUGAACGCCGUCUUCUUGGAUCGGUUGAUAACGGGGGUGUACAGGGACCGAGACAGAAGGGUGCUGAUGGGCAACAACUGGAGGCCGCUGAGGGAGAAGGGCAACCGCACCGUCUACACGGUACAGUCCAACUGA